AUAUUUCAUGGGCGUCAAUAAGAGGCGGCGGGGACGGCGGCUGUAGCAGCAUUCUUGCCUGCUCUAGCCACAGCUCUCUGCAAGCGUCAGCCUCCCUGCCCUGCCCACCACCAUGGACGUCUUCAAGAAGGGCUUCUCCAUCGCCAAGGAGGGUGUGGUGGGCGCCGUGGAGAAGACCAAGCAGGGGGUGACGGAAGCGGCUGAGAAGACCAAGGAGGGGGUCAUGUAUGUGGGAGCCAAGACCAAGGAGAAUGUUGUGCAGAGCGUGACCUCAGUGGCUGAGAAGACCAAGGAGCAGGCCAACGCUGUGAGUGAGGCCGUGGUCACCAGCAUCAACACGGUGGCCAUCAAGACAGUGGAGGAGGCAGAGAAUAUUGCCAUCACCUCUGGAGUGGUUCGAAAGGAGGACCUGGAGCCUGCCCCCCUGCAGGAGGACAAGGAGGACAAGGCAGCCAGAGCAGAAGAGAAAGUGGCUGAGGAGGCCAAGAGUGGAGGAGACUAG
Molecule: messenger RNA, 502 nt
Organism: Odobenus rosmarus divergens (Pacific walrus)
Lineage: Eukaryota; Metazoa; Chordata; Mammalia; Carnivora; Odobenidae
Gene: SNCG
Product: synuclein, gamma (breast cancer-specific protein 1)
Exons: 5
Coding region: 113-502 (129 amino acids)
Biological process (GO): synapse organization; chemical synaptic transmission; synaptic vesicle endocytosis
Cellular component (GO): axon terminus; cytoplasm; neuronal cell body
Molecular function (GO): cuprous ion binding
Source: RefSeq, a predicted model, not a curated record